UCACUCACAAAGCCACACAUUACACCACCCCCAAUACCCCAUUCCUCUAAGUUCCCCCAAAGCAUGACAUUCUUCAAAUCUCUUUCCCUCUCCAUUUUCCUUCUUACUACCCUCCUCUUCAUCACCUCCACUCGUGCUGCCACUAUUGACAUCCGAAACAACUGUGGGUACACCGUUUGGGCCGGAGCUGUUCCAGGUGGUGGUCGUCGCCUUGAUCGGGGCCAGACUUGGACCAUCAAUCCACCUGCAGGCACAAAGCAAGCCCGUGUGUGGCCCCGAACUGGUUGCAACUUUAACGGAGCGGGCCAAGGAAGGUGCCAAACCGGUGACUGCGGCGGGGUUCUCGAGUGCCGGGGUUACGGUCAACCCCCUAACACACUAGCUGAAUAUGCGCUAAACCAAUACCAGAACUUGGACUUCAUCGACAUAUCCCUCGUAGACGGGUUCAACGUGCCAAUGGAGUUUAGCUCUACUUCGGGUGGGUGCACCCGCGUCAUCAGAUGCACUACUGAUAUAAAGGGGCAAUGCCCGAACGAGCUGCGCACCCAGGACGGGUGUAACAACCCGUGCACUGUGUACAAGACUAAUCAAUAUUGUUGCAACUCCGGAAGUUGUGGACCCACACCUCUCUCAAUGUUUUUCAAGCAAAGGUGCCCGGAUGCUUAUAGUUACCCCCAGGAUGAUAAGACUAGCUUAUUUACUUGUCCCGGGGGAACCAACUACAAGGUUGUGUUUUGCCCUUGAAAUUAAUUAAUACUCCACUACUAGAAGAUGUUUUGCGGCACGCAAGCAUCAUUGCUAGUAGUUUCCCUUAAUUUAUAAUAAGGCUUGAAAUCCAAGUAUAUAUAUGAUGGGGUUUUAAAGCUAGCUAGCUAUUUGAAAGAAUAAAUUUUGGCACGUACGCGUAUUAUGUGCACACGUGAUCUGUAAUUGGCAUAACUUGUGAUCUUUGCUGGCUGGCUGGCUGGCAAGGAUUUUAUUUACAAUUAUGAUAUGAAACGAUAAUUCGCAUUA
Molecule: messenger RNA, 1014 nt
Organism: Rhododendron vialii
Lineage: Eukaryota; Viridiplantae; Streptophyta; Magnoliopsida; Ericales; Ericaceae
Product: thaumatin-like protein
Exons: 1
Coding region: 64-744 (226 amino acids)
Biological process (GO): defense response
Cellular component (GO): extracellular region
Source: RefSeq, a predicted model, not a curated record